AUGUUUCGAUUAUUUCUUGCCCUAAGCUUCGUUUUUAUCCUGGGUACCUUUGCAGUCUCAAAGAACCAAUCGGUAAAUGGGAAUUUUUUGUCAGGUUCGAAGAAUGGAACACAGCAAGUUCAGUGUGGAAAGUCUGUUUUGAAGGACAGUUGUUCCUGCCGCGACGGUAGAGACGGCAGAGAUGGCCAAAACGGAAAAGUAGGCCGCGAUGGACGCGACGGGAAAAUGGGAGCAAAGGGUCAAAAAGGUGAAACCGGUCCGGCUGGUAAAUCACCACAAGGUGCCAUCAAGUUUGGUGACACCGCUGAGAAAUGUACUCUGCGAACUGCUGGCACCGUUCGUUACAAUGCUUCCCAAAAUGCUUUGCAGCUCUGCGAUGGAAGCGCUUGGUUGCCACUUGUGACUGGAAAGAAAGGUCACGUGGCUAGCAGACCUGGCCGUCACUGUAUGGAUAUCCUAAAAACAGGUAGCAGUGAUGGUAGCGGACUUUACUGGAUCGAUCCAAACGGAGGUUCGUCAAGUGACUCGUUCCAGGCUUUUUGCGACAUGGAGACUGAUAGUGGAGGUUGGACACUAGUUGCCACGAAGAUGUCCCCAAGCUUCCUCUUCAUCACAACAGCAUUCUCAGCGUCAGCGGCAAAAACCACAGACGCAGAUGCAGCGAGUCACAUUCACCCUGACAUGGGAGACUGGGAAGAGGUCUUGUUCCGGUUUCAUGACUUCAAUACUAUCCGAGUAAUUUAUAACAGGAAGGCAGGCGCUCCAAAUAAGGACAAAACAGACUUCGACAAGUUCCUGAUGGGGACGACUACCGCGAUAAAUAAGAACAUCUACGGGUUUUACAAGUACAGCCCGACAGAUCACAAUAAGAGAAAUCCCUCUUCUGGUUUUGCCACAAUUUCCCAGCUGGUCAUCUAUUCAAAAUACGGAAUAUCUGAAACUCACCCUGGCUCAGACAAGUGGAUUGACAUGUGGGAUAGAGCUGACAGCUCAAACAACUACGUCACUUCCGACGACAGCCGCGCGCGUGGUACCAAGUGUAUCGCGGGCUACUGUUAUCUGAACAAACCAAUCUGGGUAAUGGUGCGAUAGG
This is a messenger RNA of Pocillopora verrucosa, 1093 nucleotides long. Lineage: Eukaryota; Metazoa; Cnidaria; Anthozoa; Scleractinia; Pocilloporidae. The record is from RefSeq and is a predicted model, not a curated record.